Messenger RNA from Onthophagus taurus, 1042 nucleotides. Its product is annotated as pancreatic triacylglycerol lipase-like. Gene Ontology annotation, biological process: lipid catabolic process. The record is from RefSeq and is a predicted model, not a curated record. Lineage: Eukaryota; Metazoa; Arthropoda; Insecta; Coleoptera; Scarabaeidae. Gene Ontology annotation, molecular function: lipase activity; serine hydrolase activity.
UUUAUUGAACAGAGAUUGUCCAAACGAAGAAGUGAAAUAUUUUUUAUACACAAGACGUCACCCACAAAAUGCCGAAGAAAUAACUGUAGGUCAUAGUUUAGAAACAUCAAACAUUCUACAAACAUCCUUCAGAAAAAACCGACCAACAAAAAUUGUUAUUCAUGGUUAUAAUUCAGAUAUGUUCCUUAACGCUUUAAUCGAAGUAAAAAAUCAAUACCUGAUGAGGAACGAUAUGAAUAUCUUCGCGAUAGAUUGGGGAUCUAUUGCGCAAGGACCUUGCUAUCCUGCCGCCGUUUAUAAUUCUAGAAUUGCUGGAAAAUGUUCUGCUUUACUAAUUGAAAGGCUUAAAGAAUUACAUGUAGAGAAUAUUCACGUUAUCGGAUUUAGUUUAGGAGCCCACGUAUCGGGAUUUAUAGCAAAUGCUUUAUUUCCUUAUAAACUUGCCAGAAUAACUGGGUUAGAUCCCGCAAUGCCGGGAUUUGCAACAGUUCCAAACAGUCAAAAAUUAGAUGCUUCCGAUGCAGAAUUUGUUGACGUAAUUCACACAAAUGCUUUUUUUCAAGGACAAAUUCAAGAAUCUGGUCACGUAGAUUUUUUUGUGAAUGGUGGUGUAGUUCAACCAGGAUGUUGGGCCGAUAAUAGAUUUUUAGCUUGUAAUCACCACAGGGCGCCGUUUUAUUAUGCGGAAUCAAUCAAUUCAGAAAACGGCUUUUGGGCUUGGCCUUGUACGAAUUAUUUUUCUUACCUAGCUGGACGAUGCCCACCACGCGAACCACAAAUUAUAAUGGGAGAUUUAACAAAAAAAAGUGCAACUGGAAUGCAUUUAGUUAUCACAGAUUCGGUUUCACCAUUUGCUGUUGGAAAAUUUACUGGACCAACUAUUGAUAUUUUUAAACAAAAUAUUGAAACAACCAGAAUAAGUGAUUAUGAACGGUAUAAACAAAUGAUGAUAAUUGGUUGUACUAACAAUUAUAACACAGGAGAAUGUGAUAAUAAUGUUGUCGACUCUGGAGAUAAUUUGCUUUACGAUAUUUUUCCAUAA